AUGCCACCGCGCAAGAGCAAUGCUUCCACAGUACCUGAUGAGGGAAACUCCUCCAUGGUCGAUGGGAUCAGCAUAGAUGACCUAGGUCUUCCAAAGUCAAUGGUGCAGCGACUCGCACGGGGCGCACUACCACCAAACACGGUGGUGCAGAAAGACGCGAUACUGGCGAUACAGAAAAGCGCAACAGUUUUCAUAAGCUACCUGGCGUCACAUGCGAACGAACUCACGAUGAGGAGUAACAAGAAGACGAUACAACCACAAGACGUACUCAAUGCUCUGCACGCCAUCGAGUUUGAACGCUUUGCUGCGCGAUUGGACGAGGAACAUACAAAGUUUGCGACGAUCCAAACCGAGAAGCGCAAUUCCUACCGCCGCAAAGUAAAAGAGGAGAAGAUCGCCGCCGCCCAACGCUUCGCCGAUGAAAAUAUCACCGCGCAACAGGCUCCCUCCUCCCCCGCAGAAGAAAGUUUCGUCACCGCAGAAGGCAGCGUGAAAGGUCUCAGAUCACCAGCACGACGUAAAGACGGAGACUCGCCGCCUGCUCACAAAAAGGCACGGAGAGAGGAUGGCGCAGAGCCAGAAACAGAUGCUGAGAUGGAAGAUGAGGUUGAUGAUCAGGACGAUGAGGAGGAUGAUGAAGAGGAUGAGGAGGAGGAGGAAGACGAACCAGAUGACGACGAGGAGGAUCACGGAGAUGGAGCAGAUCAGUUGGUGGAAGAUCCGCUGGAGGACAAUGAAGAACGAGAUGAGGAUUCUGAAGGCGAAGACAGUGAUUGA
Messenger RNA from Pseudovirgaria hyperparasitica, 777 nucleotides. Its product is annotated as histone-fold-containing protein. Gene Ontology annotation, biological process: heterochromatin formation; DNA damage response; leading strand elongation. NCBI's taxonomy places the organism in Eukaryota, Fungi, Ascomycota, Dothideomycetes, Acrospermales, Acrospermaceae. Bases 1 to 777 code for a protein of 258 amino acids. The transcript has 4 exons. The record is from RefSeq and is a predicted model, not a curated record. Gene Ontology annotation, molecular function: chromatin DNA binding; protein heterodimerization activity. Gene Ontology annotation, cellular component: epsilon DNA polymerase complex; CHRAC.